This is a messenger RNA of Caenorhabditis sp. 36 PRJEB53466, 1095 nucleotides long. Lineage: Eukaryota; Metazoa; Nematoda; Chromadorea; Rhabditida; Rhabditidae. The record is from the annotation of a GenBank genome assembly.
AUGGAUCUCAGCUCGUGGUUCGAGUUCACCAUCUAUGACGCCGUCUUCUUGGUCGUUGUUCUCGGAUUCUUCUUCUACUGGCUCACAAGAAAAGAGCAGCCGCUUCCAUCUCCACCGAAAGACGUGAGUCCCAGUCACAUUCACCAUUGGGGAAAAACAAAUUGUUUUUUUUUUCAGCUUGCUCCUCUUACAAUGACCGAUAUGACGGUCGAAGAACUUCGCAAGUACGAUGGCGUCAAAAACGAGCACAUUCUCUUUGGACUCAACGGAACUGUGAGUUAUUUCACAGGCUGAAUAGAGACAACUGGCAACUGAUGUGAAUCUAUUGCAGAUCUACGAUGUCACUCGCGGCAGUGGAUUCUACGGACCCGGAAAGGCGUACGGAACUUUGGCUGGUCACGAUGCCACUCGCGCCCUGGGGACCAUGGAUCAGAACGCCGUCUCCGACAAAUGGGAUGAUCACGUUGGACUGUCCACUGAUGAGCAGGUUGGCAAAUACUGUUCUGAAGUGUUCGGAGCGAUUCUGAGAAUAUAGAAGCUGAUGACGCAAUUUCUGAAAUGGCUUGACCGAUUCUGAUGUCAAUUGUGUUCUGUGCGGAAGAUAUCCAAGUCCCACUAACCCAUGAUUUUUUCUGACGACCGGUUCUGAGCUAAACUGUGCGGUACCGCACUGAAUUAUCAAAAAAAACAGGACUUGAAACCAUUCACAAAUUAUUCACAACCUUUUACCCAGCAAUAGAUCUUUGAUGGUUUCUAGAGGUUUCCGUCCAUUUAGAUUUGGUCAUAUCGCGCGAUUGGUCACAACCAUACAUCGGUAGCAACACGACACACAAAACUCUUUCGAAACUGCUUAUUGAUGCACGUUUCGCCAAACAUCACUUGUGUUUUCAAUCGAAGUUUUAUGAUUUGUGUCAUUUUCAGGACACCGCCAACGAAUGGGAGACCCAGUUCAGAUUCAAAUAUCUGACCGUCGGCCGUUUGGUCCAGACUCAAUCAGAGAAGUUUGAUUAUGGAGGCCGCAAAGCGUUUGUCCGUGGCGGCGAGUCCAUGACUACGAUCAUGGGAGGAGGAGACGAGGAUAAGAAGGAUAACUGA